GCUGCUCUUCCGUUCAUUGGUGAGGCGCCUCCUUCGGUCCAGCACAAAGCCUUCGCGCUAUGUAUCAAUUCUUAUCUCGUUGCAAACUCUUUCCUUUCAUCAACCUUCGGUCUGGGAUUACAAUGGCCUGGCAUUCGGGCGGAAGAACGCACGAGGAGUUAGUAAACAAUUUGUUCAAUAAUGGCAUCAUCCGUACUCCUAGCAUCAAAGAAGCCAUGAUGAGUGUGGACCGCGGACUCUUUUCCAAAAGCCAACCUUAUGAUGACAGCCCCAAGCCAAUUGGUUAUGCUGCAACCAUAAGUGCACCACAUAUGCACGCACAUGCCUUGGAAGCUCUUAAAAAGGUAUCAAGCUGGGAAAAACAAAUUAAGCUUAUCACUCACGACGGUCGUUUGGGGUGGCCGGAAGAUGCGCCAUACGAUGCAAUUCACGUGGGUGCCGCUGCAUCAUCCAUUCCACAAGCACUUUAUGAUCAACUAAAACCUGGUGGACGUUUGAUCUGUCCCCACGGGCCCGAGGGUGGUAAUCAAGUCCUUGCUCAAAUCGAUCGCCUUCCCGACGGGACGUUCAAGGAAACAAACCUGAUGGGUGUCAUAUACGUUCCCCUUACCGAUAGGGAGCGUCAGCUGCGCCAUCGGUAA
Molecule: messenger RNA, 641 nt
Organism: Dicrocoelium dendriticum
Lineage: Eukaryota; Metazoa; Platyhelminthes; Trematoda; Plagiorchiida; Dicrocoeliidae
Source: the annotation of a GenBank genome assembly